AAGUUACUGCUUCGUACGGCAAGUCCUGACCGGACACAAGGCCCAUCUUAUCAGUAAUAUGGCGUGGAGACUGCGGCAUUUCCAGAUUGAAAGGUAUUUGGGUGGUUCCUUGUCCUAAGGGCAAUAGCUGUUGUUGAUUUGGCUGAUACCGCUCAGAAGCAGGCAGCAGUUGCUUCGGAAGUGGAAAUGGGUGCGCUUGAACAUGGGCGAGGUAAAUGGAAGGUGAUAGAAAUGCUAGGGCCAGAACGGAAAGUGCAAAGAGUGACAAAUACACGGGCUGACGCUGUCGAGACAUGUGGUUCCGGGCAGUGUGUUCAGAGAGUUGUGUGAAAUGGCAGGAGAGCGCUGCUUUGAAUGAUGGUGAGCAGUUAGAUGGUGAUGGCAGUGAUGGCGGUUGUUUCGAAAGGAGCUUGUUGAGCACAGCAGGGGACCAAGGCAUCCAGGUUGAUGCACGUGACAGUCUUCUGCCAUUCGCCCCCAGCUUGCGUCAGAAUCAUAAUCAACUCACAUGGACAACGGACAUGGAUCGCGAUCCUGAUCAAUGCGGAAGAUCCUCUCCGACAAUCCCACUAGGCUCAACAGAAUCGUCCUUGCAACAAUAUCUACAUCGCGAAACCGCUGCUGGCAACAGCUUGGAAAAGCGUUCAGGAGAGGACAGCAUGAUAUCCACCACCAAGGCCCUUCAAAGCCAAGCGCAGGUGCAACUGCCAUCCUUACCACCAACGUCGUCUUCAACAACCGCACUGAAUGAUCCCGAUGGAGAAAUACCAGAGGCGCCUUCAGCUACAGCCGCUGAACACACUGAGGUAGAUCAACAACCCAUGGCUCCAAGGCCUCUCGCUGUCAAGCCGGCCUACAAGAAGAGAGUCGUCAUAUCUUCGUCCUCUCCUGAUGAGACUACAAAGAGAAGCGGAUUGAUAGAGGCCACGGAGAGGUGCAUGCUGGGAAGGCACCAUUUUGAAAAGCGGAUGCGGCUGGGAGGCAGCAUCUACGACCGGCCUCCUAUUGUAGCAGCCAUACCGCCUCAGGAACAGCAGCAGCAAAAGCUGAUAAUGAAACCAAAAGUACCACGCCCCCCGAAGCCACCAUCAAAAAAGAAGAUGACAAGACCACCACAGAUAUGGCGACCUACGGAAUUCAAGGAAUCCGGCACGCGCGCAAGGUCAAGGUCCAUAAUCAGGCCUGUCAUGAGAGAAGGGUCGAUUGAGUCCCUAGUCAAGCUAACGAAGUUUCAUAAGGAUAGACUUGCCCAACUAUCCACCCGACCUCUACCACUUCAAGAUUUGCAGACUCUAAUUCAUGCAGAGCAGGAGCAGGAGCACUUAGUAUUAACGGAUCUCGCAGUUAGGCUGCACAAGGAGUUAUUGAAGUUGCAGUUGGAGGAGGGUGUUUUGCUCAAGAUGCUACAACUUUCAGAGUCAGGAUUAUUGGACGCCUCAGAUCUGGAGCGCGUGCGCCCACGCAAGCGACGGAAAUCAAAAGAGCUCGAAGCUCAGACAAGGGCCAGAUUGCGAGCAAUAAACCGACCCGUGUCCACGGCCUUCAGUUCUACAGCCAUGGAUGGAUCAGGAUUAGCGUCGGAUGGGCAUACUCAGAUGAGGGCGCAGGAUUUGUCUAGAUCAUUGCUUUCUCCGCCCAUAGGCUGUGGUGUGCACAGGGAUAUCACAGCCAUAUCAUCGGGAAGUCCACUCGCAGAUCUGACUGAUGUUGCAGUCAACGAGAGUGAGCGUGGGGGGACAUGGGGAAGCGCCUAUCAAGAGGCCGCAGAGGAGAGAGCUUUCCAUGAUAGCCGUGAUGAACCUGAGAGAGGAAACAGGCAUCAGGAUGUCUAUAUCGAGGGCAGAUACAGCAAUGAAGAUAACGACGACAGCGAGGACUGUGAUGACGAUGACGAUGACGAUGACGACGACGACAAUGACGAUGACAGCGACGAUAUUUGCGAUGUGUAUGACGGCGAUGAACACGAGAAUGAACCAGUCUUCAGGUUACCAAGGAGAAACAACCCAAGGCCUGCGUAGUUCUUUCGAUGAGGUCAGGGGGCUGCUUGACGGCAAAGGCAAAAAGCGGACGGCAGAGCAAGCUAUUUCUGAAGAAGAUAGAGCGAUCGAGGAGGAUCUGUACGAGCUGGACUACGAUGGUAGUGUAGGUAACAUUGGGGAUAAUGCGGAGGAGAAUAUCGAGAGCGAGGCGGAGGGCAUUGUUGAGGAUAGA
Gamsiella multidivaricata is the source of this 2211-nucleotide messenger RNA. RefSeq lists its product as uncharacterized. The transcript is spliced from 3 exons. Bases 294 to 2018 code for a protein of 574 amino acids. The record is from RefSeq and is a predicted model, not a curated record. NCBI's taxonomy places the organism in Eukaryota, Fungi, Mortierellomycota, Mortierellomycetes, Mortierellales, Mortierellaceae.